CGUCUCUUGCCUGGUGGCCACGAGAACAGAACCCAGGGUUUUGUCAUUAACACGCACGGAGGGAUGGCGUGCGCUCUAGGGGAAAGGAUGGAUUCAAGAAGCCCUGGUUGCAUGAUGUCCCGCUUGCGGCCGGUAUGGUAACAAACGAGUUUCCAUGAAUGCGCCCCAUUUGCGGCAGCUCUCUAUUCUUGUCCUCUUCGUCGUCUUGGACGAUGCAGAGCGAGUCAACCCAUAUGUAUUCGAGAUCGAGCUGCCUGACGACCUCAAAGGCGCCGAGUAUCGUCUUGGGCAAGCUUGCGUACGGAAUUUCUCCGGUGUAAGCUGUGACCGAGGCCUGACAGUCUGGAAAGGUUGCAGGUCACCCCAGCAGUAGCUGAGAGUUGCAUACCAACCGUUCUGGGCCGUUGGUGAGUCGGAGACGUGCAGACUCGGGGGCGCCCUCCGGCGAGACCUGGAUCAGCCUGGAUGGCAGCAGGACAGACUCAUUUCUCUGGCAUUCAGAGUGCGACAAACUGUCUUUCUCAUCCAGCAUUCGCCGCACACUCGCGAGACUGUCAGGGUU
Molecule: messenger RNA, 562 nt
Organism: Parathielavia appendiculata
Lineage: Eukaryota; Fungi; Ascomycota; Sordariomycetes; Sordariales; Chaetomiaceae
Exons: 1
Coding region: 155-373 (72 amino acids)
Source: RefSeq, a predicted model, not a curated record